This is a messenger RNA of Thlaspi arvense, 3861 nucleotides long. NCBI's taxonomy places the organism in Eukaryota, Viridiplantae, Streptophyta, Magnoliopsida, Brassicales, Brassicaceae. The record is from the annotation of a GenBank genome assembly.
AUUUAUCUGAGCUUAUCAAAAAUCAUAAUACAUGUAUCUCUGUCUCUGUCUCUUACCUCUUGCCCACUUGGCCUCUCGUUUCCUUUUCUUCGCCAAAAAAUACUUUCCAUAUAUCUCCAUUACCUACCCAAUAUAUAUAGAUAAACCCUGUUUCCAUUUUCCUCUUAAAUCCCCAAAUCAAUUUUUCAUUCGUUCGUUGCCAUUAUAAUUUCGCCUUCAUUCACCCAUUGAAACGUCAAAAAGUGAAACAAUGAAAACGAAACGGCUUCUCAACCUAACGGCGGCGAUGGUUCUUCUCGUCUCCUUAACCUCAUCUACGCCGCUCGUUUCCGGCGACCCAGGGCGUCGUGUCAGCAUGACACUGGUUCGACGCGCAGCUGCUCUUGGUGCUUUUUGCUUGGACGGUAGCUUACCGGCAUAUCAUUUGGACAGAGGCUUCGGUGCUGGAUCAAACAAUUGGCUUUUGCAGUUUGAGGGAGGAGGAUGGUGCAAUGAUAUAGCAUCAUGCGUGGACAGAUCAAAGACCCGUCGAGGGUCGACACGUUUUAUGAGCAACACCGUCGUCUUCACUGGAAUCUUGAGCAAUAACGCCUCUUUAAAUCCAGACUUUUACAACUGGAACAAAGUCAGGUUGAGGUAUUGCGAUGGAGCUUCGUUUGCGGGAGAUACAGAGUUUGGCAACGGGACGUCCAUGCUUUAUUUCAGAGGACAACGAAUAUGGAAUGCCAUCAUUCUUGACCUCCUCCCCAAAGGUUUAUCAAAAGCCCGCAAUGCUCUUUUGACCGGCUGUUCAGCUGGUGGUUUGUCUACAUUUUUGCACUGUGACAAUUUCACGAGCUAUUUGCCAAAAACCGCAAACGUUAAGUGCAUGAGCGACGCUGGAUUCUUUCUCGACGCAAUCGAUGUAGCAUCAAACCGGACAAUGAGAUAUUUUUACACACAGCUUGUGUCUCUUCAGGGUAUACAGAAAAACCUCGAUACAAGUUGCACACGGGCAUUCUAUCCUGAACCAUCCCUGUGUUUUUUCCCGCAAUACGCGUUGCGGUUUAUUAGAACGCCAUUUUUCAUCUUAAAUUCAGCCUACGACGUAUUCCAGUUCCAUCAUGGUCUGGUUCCACCUUCUGCUGAUCCAACCGGGCGUUGGAACCAUUGUAAGCUUAAUGUGACGGCAUGUAAUCCACACCAGCUCGAUGCACUCCAAGGGUUUAGGAAAGAUAUGUUGGGAGCUUUAAUGAAUUUUUUCAGAAAUUCUACGAGAGGAGGAAUGUUUAUAAACUCAUGCUUCGAUCAUUGUCAGAGUGCUCUACAGGAGACUUGGCUCUCUCCUACUUCCCCGAGAAUCCACAAUAAGACAAUUGCUGCGACGGUGGGAGAUUGGUAUUUCGGGAGAAGAAAAGAAGCGAAAGAAAUUGGUUGCCCAUAUCCAUGUGAUAAAACGUGUCAUAAUCUCAUUCCAGCUUCUACUACAGAUUCUUCGGUUUCUAAUGCUCCAGGCCAUAACUCUCGCGGUACCUUGAGUCGAAGCCAAGCUGAACUAAACUAUAUUUUAUCUUGAUAUUAGAAGUUGAGAUUAAUCAAGAUUGCAAGUGGUCAAAUAUGUCCAAAUGUGAUAGAUAGUUACAGUUUAACAAAUCGUAAUAAAAGAAUUAUGUUCAUAUUGCAGUUAUAAAAACAACAAAGACAUAAUUUGAAAGGAAAAAAAGAUUCAUUGUUUUCAUGAUUUUCAAAUUCUUAUAUAUUAAUGACGAACCAAAAACAGACCAGAGAACUCUGUUUCAAUAGAGGUUACGCAAACUGAGAAAGAGAGAAUAAUAAAAAAACAGACACAAGCGAAUUUAUGAUUUCAAGAUUUUGGAAUGGGUAUUACGUCCCUGCAGUAAAGCAAACAUUUCACUAUGAUAGUCUCGAGAGAAAGUACCCAAAAUCGUAGAUCGUCAUAACCACAUAACCCGUGAGAGAGAGAGACCUUAUUAAGCAAAGGAGAGACAAUAUCAACCUGCUCUUGUAAAAUGUAAACAAAGACUCCUCCUGAACCCUGAUUUUCAUCCCGCUCAAAGUUGAAAAUGCGAUAAUGGGACAAAAUUUGGGUUUUGCACAGAGGGAAUCACGAGGCGAAGAAUCAUUUUACCACAAAAAAAAAUUAGGGGAAAGCUAACACACAAUAUCUCAAAUCCAAUCACCCGAAAAGACUUAUAUAAACACAUAUUUUCCUAAGCUCUAAACCUAAAAGCACCCUCACACACAACCAAAUGUAAUACAAGAAAACCAAAAACAACCCAUCAACACAGAAACAAGAAGAUACUAAUAAAAAAAAAAAAACCCACACAAACGAGCAGAACUAUGUUUUUUGUUUUAAAGAGAGAAGCUAUACGAGGUUCUUUCUUCUUUUACCGUUAUUGCUCCUCCUGCACUUCCUCCUCAUCUUCUUCGUACUCAUACCCUUCCUCAUCAUCAGCCGUUGCGUCCUGGUACUGUUGAUACUCCGAGACCAAAUCGUUCAUGUUGCUCUCUGCCUCCGUGAACUCCAUCUCGUCCAUUCCUUCACCUGUGUACCAAUGCAAGAACGCUUUCCUCCUGAACAUCGCAGUGAACUGUUCGCUUACACGCCUGAACAUCUCCUGGAUCGAGGUCGAGUUCCCUAUGAAAGUAGAUGCCAUUUUCAGACCCGUUGGUGGAAUGUCACACACGGUUGAUUUCACGUUGUUUGGGAUCCACUCGACGAAGUAGGAUGAGUUCUUGUUCUGAACGUUGAUCAUCUGUUCGUCGACUUCUUUUGUGCUCAUUUUGCCUCUGAACAUGGCUGAGGCGGUCAAGUACCUGCCGUGGCGCGGGUCAGCUGCGCACAUCAUGUUCUUCGCAUCCCACAUCUGUUGGGUGAGCUCAGGGACUGUUAAGGCUCGGUACUGCUGUGAUCCGCGAGACGUGAGCGGUGCGAACCCGACCAUGAAGAAGUGGAGACGAGGGAAUGGGAUUAAGUUGACAGCAAGCUUGCGCAGGUCGGAGUUUAGCUGACCCGGGAAACGGAGACAGCAAGUGACACCACUCAUGGUCGCAGAGAUGAGAUGAUUCAAGUCUCCAACUCUUGGAGUGGUGAGCUUAAGAGUUCUGAAGCAAAUGUCAUAGAGAGCUUCGUUGUCAAGAACCAUACACUCAUCUGCGUUCUCCACGAGCUGAUGGACCGAGAGAGUUGCAUUGUAAGGCUCAACAACAGUGUCGGACACUUUUGGAGAUGGGAAGACAGAAAACGUCAGCAUCAUCCGGUCUGGGUACUCUUCCCUGAUCUUCGAAAUCAGCAAAGUUCCCAUUCCAGACCCAGUUCCUCCUCCCAGUGAGUGACAGACUUGGAAUCCUGAAGGCAGUCACAGUUCUCGGCCUCUUUGCGUACGACAUCGAGAACCGAAUCGAUUAGCUCAGCGCCUUCCGUGUAGUGUCCUUUCGCCCAGUUGUUACCGGCGCCGGACUGACCGAACACGAAGUUAUCCGGACGGAAUAUUUGUCCGUACGGGCCGGAUCUGACACUGUCCAUAGUCCCUGGCUCCAGAUCCAUCAGGACGGCACGUGGGACGAACCUCCCGCAACUCGCUUCGUUGUAGUACACAUUGACUCGUUCGAGUUGCAAAUCGUUCUCCCCCUGGUACCUUCCCGUCGAAUCGAUCCCGUGCUCGGCGCACACUACUUCCCAGAACUUAGCGCCGAUCUGGUUUCCACACUGACCACCCUGAAUGUGCAGAAUCUCACGCAUCUUUCUUCGAUAGCUGAAUAUAUAGGCAACCGAAUUCGAGAGAGAAGAGGUUGUUUCUAUAGAAGAAACCAAAAUUCAGAGUUGUACUGUAGGGAAUUUGAACGGUUUCAACUUGCGAG